AAUCCUGUGUUUUCAUACACUAAUCGAAACAGUUUGGCACCUUUAUCUAACAGUUUUUUUGGUGAAUUAUAUAAAUCAUUUCCUACAGAAUUAUUUAAUUACAGUAUUAUUACUGAAAUGACAUAAUGUGUUGAUGUAAAAGAGUUUAUUCUAAUUCUAAUAGCUUCAUAGUCUGUCACUGUAACAGAUGCUGCUCUAUCAUUGCUCUAUGAUGUUCAUUUUCCACAUUCGGAUGUCUCUGAAAUCAACUGUACUCCCUCAGUUAACAGAACAUUCCUGUUGUUGCCGGCCAGGUGGCAGUGAUUGGGCAUUUGUUGCCUUUGGGUGGCUGUCAGCUUGGCCAUAGUGGCUGAGAUUAGCAUCCUAGCUGUUACUUUAUGCCCUGUUGGUACAAAAGAUGUUUGAGUUUACUUGUUGACUGAAAUCACUUGAGAAAACCCAUUGUGAAUGAAGCCCAGUAUUGUGGCAGACACCUGGAGUCCCACUUGUUUGGGAGGUUGCAGGAGAGGAUUUCUUGAACUACCAAUUAGAGACAAGCAUAUGCAAAAUUAAACUGUUAUCAUGGAAAUGAAAUUUGCUAAUCUCAGAAAGUACAUUAACAAUAAGCUAGAUGAAAAACAGCUGUCUAGGCAGUGGUGGCGCACACCUUUAAUCCCAGCACUUGGGAGGCAGAGGCAGGCGGAUUCCUGAGUUCAAGGCCAGCCUGGUCAACAGCAUGAGUUCCAGGACAGCCAGGGCUACACAGAGAAACCCUGUCUCGAAACACCAAAAAAAAAAAAAAAAAAAGAAAGAAAGAAAGAAAAAGAAAAGAAAAACAGCUGUCACCAUCUGAAAUAAAUUGGCUGUAAUAAGACAUUUUGUUGUAGUUGAGCUGGCAGGCCUCAAACUUGGAGGCUUUUGCCUCUGCAUGAGGCUUACAUUUUAGGGAUUUACCAGGGUAUCUAACUCUUUUCUUUCUUACUAGAAUACAAAACUAUGAUAUUCUAAAUAAUUAAAGUGCCAGCAAAAUACCAUAUACCCUCACAUACAUGUGUUCCAUGGAGGAUGGAUGGAUUUAUAUAUUUAUUGAUUGAUUUAUUGAUUUAUGGCAAUGCCCUAUAGCUGGGCUGUCUCCGACUCACAGUACAGCUGAUGAUAACCUUGAGCUCUGCUCCUCCCAUCCCUAUGUCCACUAGGAAUUCGCUAGCAUUAUUUAUGUGCUGUAUACCAUAACUGUUUUGUGCAGGACUGGGGAGUGAACCUAGAACUUUGUGCAUGGUAGUCAAGCUGCCAACUUAGCUACAGACCCAGCCCUUUAUGGGCUUCCAAAAUGGAUAGUUCAGAAUUGAAUUUUUAAAGACCAACAUAAUUUUGACUAUAUAAAAUGUUCAGAGGAUUUUUUUUCUUGUUAAAAAUUUAAGUUAAUAUGAUAUGUAUACUAGAGUCCUGGCUACUGUGGAGACUUACUUUAUUUACCGUUUGAAAUUAGAAUUAAUUUAGGUUUUUUUCCCUAAUAGUUCAAAAGAUCAAGUUCUGAUUUUUGAAAUAGUCUCAAAUGCCAAUAUUUGGGAAAUAAAUGGCUAUCUCAGAUGGGCAUAAUUUACCUUUUUUGUCUUUUCUUUCUUCUUUUUUAAUGAGCAAGUCAGUGAGCCUGACUCAGGACAUGGUUAGUCUGUCAAGUAUCUGUUUGCAUGGUUAAUAAUAUGGCCUUUAUUCGGCUAUAACUGCUUUGUCUGUGACUAGGACCAGAUUUUUAAUGGAUUAUUGAGUCUUUGGUAACUUGGUAAGGCCUAGUGAGUGCUCUUCCAGUGUAAGAUGUGUUUCCCAAGAGAAUAAUAGUUCCUUUAUUUCUCCAUUUACAAAUCACUUGUUUGACACAUUAUAGCUGUUGGGACUUGGAGAUGGAAGAACUGCAGAGGAUGGGGAGAGAAGAUCCUAUGGACACUGACUUUAGUGUCCUUCAGUGCUUAGGGUUCUAUAUAUUGCUGGUGCCGUGCUGAAGAGACUACUGAUAGGACAUCAUGCUUGGUUUUGUUUCUUUAAAGCAAUGUGUGUCAAACCCUUUGGGGAUGAAGGACCCUUUCUUGGGGGUUGUAUAUCAGAAUCUUACAUUACAAUUGCAGUUAUGAAUAGCAGUGAAAGCCAUGUUAUUGUUGGAGAUGAACGUAACAUGAGGAGCAGUAUUAAGGGUCAUAGCAUUAGGAAGGCUGGGAACCACUGGUCUCACAUUUGCUUUUUGUAGCCAAUGAAGAUUUACACUUUUAGAGAUGAGGGUUGGAUCCAGGGCCUUGAGAACACCAAGUACGCACUGCUGCUGAGGUACUCCCUUAGUCUAAAGUCGUCUUGACUUUAAAAGACAUUCAGGCCAGGCAGUGGUGGCGCACACCUUUAAUCCCAGCACUCUCGAGGCAGAGGCAGGCAGAUUUCUGAGUUCAUGGCCAGCCUGGUCUACAGAGUGAGUUCCAGGACAGCCAGGGCUACACAGAGAAACCCUGUCUCGAAAAACCAAAAAAAAACAAAAACAAACCAAAACAACAAAAAAAGACAUUCAGAACUAGUAUUAAACUCUGGGAACGUUUUGUAGCAGUGUGAUUUCCCUGGUGCUUCCUUACGCUAGACUUAGGGUCAUGGAAUGUAGCUGGGCAGCUGUUCAUUUAGGUGAGGUGCCUUACAGCACAGCUUGCGCAUUGAAACUGACAAAUGCAGUUCAGGAUAUUUUGGUGUUUCUUUUAGACAUUCAGAAAUCUCAUUUCUAAGAAGGAAUGAGAAAAAAAUAUGUAUUAAGUUGUUGAUAUAACUGGUAUAUAAUGUAAUAACUUCUUUUAGUGUUAAUGUAUAAAGAAAAAUGCCAUGUUUGAUUGUUGGUGGGCAGUGACCCAUUUGUGUCUUUUCAAGGGAUUGCUUACAUUGAAAAUAUGUGGCUACACUGAAGAGCCAUUGGAUCAGUGUGUGUUCACCUAGAAACGUAGGGUUUUGAGAACUGUUUGCAUGCUGUUACGGAAGGUAUUUCUCACUUUGUUUUUGUUUCACUCACAUAGUGCUCUGUCCACUAAUUGGGUUUGAAAUCUAAAUUGGGUCUUGAUUGAAAUUAAAAACAAAAUACAAAGUGGCAUUGUCCAUGGCACAUAAUAAAGGUGAGUAUGUUUUUGUCAAGCUUAGUGGCAUGGGUGUGGCCACACGAGGUUGACACCUAGUGUGACUUUACGUCCACACAGGGAGCAUCCCACAUGCACACUUGCCACUGUUCUGGUCUCAGCGGGCUCCACGGAGAGUCUGCCAUCGUCUUCUGCUUCCUCUUCCUCAGGCACACACACUUACUUACUUACUAUUUAUUACUAUCUUUUUUCCUAUUUCUUAGACUGCAUAAACCGUUUCUCAUUUAAAUUUAUUUAUACAUUACUCCUCCUGGAAAAGAUGAAUGUCAUUUCCAAAGGGUGACUUGUAGGCCAACAUUAUUCUGCAUGGAGGGCUCAGGUAAACGUUGUGUGUCUCUGUAUUUAUGACUGGGAAGACUCAAUGAUCAUUACUUAACUGUGGCCAAGAUAAAAUCUAGCCCUCAACCAGUAAAAGGCUACCAUGAUCUAUCUCCCUUAGUUUGAGAACUAUGCCCCUUUUCCAGUUGAUUAAAAGUUAAACUAAAAGUUUAAUUUUGGCCACAGUUAAGUAAUGAUCAUUGAGUAUUCCUAGUCAUAAAUACAGUAAGUUAGGCUUUGUACAAGCACUGAAAUGGCAUCUAGGGUGUGCAAAGUAAGCUUGCACAAAAGUGAAGGUGGGCUGCUUGAACUGGGAGGAAUCGAAGCUGCUUCCUUCAGUAGGGAGAGUGUAAAGUAGGGACCUGUGGCAGCAGGAAGGUAGGGCUCACAGCACGCCUCACUUCCCUCUAGAUGAUGUUAUGUCAGUCGAGAAGGAGCCACAUGACUGAAACUUGAUUUUAUUGAUACAUGUUUUUAUAGGCAUGUCUUCUCCAAGAAUAGCCAUAAGUUAAAUUUAGUAUGUUUUCAUUAAAAAAAUGAGCUUGAAAACACAGUAAGAUCUUAACUUUUCAAACUUAUAUUCACUCUUUGUUAUAAGUAUAAAAUAAUUUUUUUAUGUUGUUGUGCUGUAGUUUUUUUGGCUUAUUCUAUACAUACUAUGUUAUAUAGAAAAUAUAUACAGUACUUUGUAAAAAGUGUCAAUCUCAUUCCCUAGGAGUAGAGGGUUUCUUUUAAGCUUUCUGUAAUUUAUUUGGCUUUUUACUUACAUGGAAGUAUUUGGGAUAUUUUGUUUCUUCACACCCAACUCUAAGAUUAUUAUUUAAUGUAAUGUGCUUUUCCCACCCCAUGGGCCCAAUUUAAACUUUGUAAGAGAAACUAUUCAGAUGGUGUACCUUAGGUGAAAUGUUUGCUGUACAAUGAGGCACUAUUCCUAGUUCUCUGACUUUCAGAACUGGCCUCUGACUAGUAGAGCAGCUCAGAAGCUGCACACGCCGCAGCGAUGAUGAGCAUCGCUCAGGUCUGAUACUGGGAAUGCGCACACUGUGAACAGCCCCGCGUCCGCCCCCUCCUGAGUGUUUCUUGCUUCUGCUCACGUGCGUUUCUUUCCCCACAGUUGUUUGUUGCUGGUUUGAUUGUGCUGCUGUUAGAUGAGCUGCUACAGAAGGGUUACGGCUUGGGGUCUGGGAUUUCCCUCUUUAUUGCCACCAACAUCUGUGAAACCAUUGUCUGGAAGGCCUUUAGUCCCACUACCAUUAACACUGGCAGAGGUACAUCGCACAGUGACUGCAACUGCACGAGUUUUGCUGGAUGUAUGCUGAAAAUGAGUUCAGAAUGCAGCAGCACAUGCCUGUAGCCACUCCAGUCUGCUACCCCAGGGGACCAUGGAUGCUAAAGGUUUAAACUUACUGAGCAGAGAUGUGUGAAGUAUGCAGUAGUACGGAGUUUGAAGGUGCAGUCAUAGCUCUGUUUCAUUUGCUGGCCACCAGGACAGACAAGGUGCGAGCCUUGAGGGAGGCUUUCUAUAGGCAGAACCUCCCCAACCUCAUGAACCUCAUCGCCACAGUGUUCGUGUUUGCUGUCGUCAUCUAUUUUCAGGGGUUUCGUGUUGACUUGCCCAUUAAGUCGGCACGGUAUCGUGGACAGUACAGUAGCUAUCCUAUCAAGCUCUUCUACACGUCGAAUAUUCCCAUAAUCCUCCAGUCUGCCCUAGUUUCAAACUUGUACGUCAUUUCCCAGAUGCUGUCUGUUCGAUUUAGUGGCAACUUCUUAGUAAACUUACUAGGACAGUGGGCCGAUGUCAGUGGGGGAGGGCCUGCUCGCUCCUACCCUGUUGGCGGCCUUUGUUACUAUCUGUCUCCUCCUGAGUCUAUGGGAGCCAUAUUUGAGGAUCCUGUUCAUGUAGUUGUAUAUAUUAUCUUCAUGUUGGGGUCAUGUGCAUUCUUUUCUAAGACGUGGAUAGAAGUUUCUGGUUCUUCAGCCAAAGAUGUGGCCAAGCAACUUAAAGAACAGCAGAUGGUGAUGAGGGGUCACAGAGAUACCUCCAUGGUCCAUGAGCUGAACAGGUACAUCCCCACAGCAGCUGCCUUUGGGGGUCUGUGCAUCGGUGCCCUGUCAGUACUAGCAGACUUCCUUGGGGCCAUUGGCUCUGGUACUGGAAUUCUGCUUGCAGUCACUAUUAUUUAUCAGUAUUUUGAAAUAUUUGUUAAGGAACAGGCUGAAGUUGGUGGAAUGGGUGCUUUGUUUUUCUAAAUGUUCAUCUAUUUCUUUGUGUGUGUGAAAGGGAAAAUAUUUUGACAUACUGUUUCUGUCAAAUAAUGCUGGUUCCCCUUUCUUCCCUCAGUUUGUUGUUUUCAGUGCUCACUGUCCCAUUUCUGAAGUGGGCACAGAGCUAAGCCUGUGUGCAGCAUCAGUACCAGCUGCCUUAAAACUGAAGUUUACAUUAUUUGUUGACACUGUCCAUCUAGUGUUAGCCAUGACGCUGGGAAGCAGUGUAUCUGCCUCGCUGUUGGUCAGACAGCAAGACAGUGAUGUGGAUUAGCUUCGCACACAACAUUCAGAACACUGAAUAUUCCCUUGUUUAAAAAUAAGUGCAGUGCAGAUUGCCACUUUCCAGUAUUUUGAGCUUCCCUAAUGAGUUAUGGAGCAUUUAUAUCUAAUGUAUAUUUUAGAUAAUUUUUAUACUUUUUUAACUCAUCAGCCCCACCCCUACUUGAUUCAUCCUAUCCCCAAACUGCCACUCAGCCUGGAUGGGCAAAAAUCAAGCAUUGAAGUUAUUUCUGUCACUGGACACAAUUGCUUCCAAUUCCCUUUUCUGCUUUUCAUUUGUCCUCUUUUCCUGGUGACAGCUACGAGUGCUGUCCAGCUGUAUUGGCCAUGCCUUCUACUCCAAUGCCCCCAAGUAUUUCCUCUCUCCCCUCGUCCCCAAAGCAAGACCCAGUUCUCAAGCAGUGUCUGUAGUUGAGUGGAAGUGAGCAAUGAGUAUUCAUGCAAGGACUUCAUGUCUGUGAUAUGCAUAGCAGGACCCAAGUGUAAACAGUAGACAAUAAACUUUAUUUAAGAAAACUGUUGCAGUUGUGAUGAAAAAUAAAGAGAUUCCUAUUAAGUGUU
This is a messenger RNA of Mus musculus (house mouse), 6560 nucleotides long. It is a transcript of the gene Sec61a2, whose product is annotated as SEC61 translocon subunit alpha 2. Gene Ontology annotation, molecular function: ribosome binding. Bases 4869 to 5702 code for a protein of 277 amino acids. NCBI's taxonomy places the organism in Eukaryota, Metazoa, Chordata, Mammalia, Rodentia, Muridae. Gene Ontology annotation, cellular component: membrane; endoplasmic reticulum membrane. The transcript has 6 exons. Gene Ontology annotation, biological process: protein transport. The record is from RefSeq and is a predicted model, not a curated record.